CAGGUCUGAAAUGGUGUGUCAGAUAAGGGUGACAUCCAAAAUGUGUAUUGUUGAGAGUUCUCAAGAGCUGGAAAUAACUUCUCUAGGGUAAUGGUAUUAAUACAGAUUUCAGUUUUCACAGAAUUUCACCUGAACAUUUUUUAACAGAUCUCUUAAAGCUUCUCAUACAUCCUUGGUUCUACGAGAAGCCUGGUUACUAUGACAGGAAAGUCAAAUCUCUGUGCUAUCAUAGAUUAUAUCUCUGCUAGUUCGGGUUUCUUCUGAACAAUGUUAGGGCUUUCAUCUGUGCCAUAAAGUUGGAGCAAGAUGACCUGGUAUUGGCUGAGGCAGCUGACGUUGAGCGAUGACCUUAAGAAACUUCUCAGUUCUGCCUGAUCCGCCUUGGUGGUAUCCUGCACCAUCAGCUCUGCUGAAGUGGUCUUCAGCUCCACCCUGGUACUCAUCUGCUCCACCGUUGGGAUCUUCGGUCCCGUCUGCUCUGCCCUGGUGGGCUCCAGCUCCACUCUGGUGGUCUUUAGCUCUGCCUGCUCUGCCCUGGUGGUCUUCUGCUCCACCCUGGUGUUCUACUGCUCCUCCGUGGUUGUCUUCUGCUAUGUCUGCUCCGCCGUGGUGGAGAGGGGGGGACUCUGUAACUAUCUCUAGCUGGAGUGCCCAUGAGCUCCGCUAGAGGGCACCCCA
Messenger RNA from Sinocyclocheilus rhinocerous, 678 nucleotides. Its product is annotated as foot protein 1 variant 1-like. Bases 344 to 667 code for a protein of 107 amino acids. The transcript has 2 exons. NCBI's taxonomy places the organism in Eukaryota, Metazoa, Chordata, Actinopteri, Cypriniformes, Cyprinidae. The record is from RefSeq and is a predicted model, not a curated record.